GCUGGCUCGCUAUGGCUGACGACCUGGAGCAGCAGUGAGUUCACCCGCCCCUUCCUCUCGCCCUCUCCCGCCUCCGCGCGCCGUCCCCCGGGGCUGCGGGCGGCCUCCCGCCUUCCCGCGUCCAGGCCUCAAGGCUGGCUGAGUAGCUGGCUGCCCACUUGGCGCCCCACUUCUAUGUCUCAAUUGAAGAAUGUGGAAGCCAAGAUCCUUCAGUGUCUCCAGAACAAGUUUCUGGCCCGCUAUGUAUCCCUUCCAAAUCAGAACAAGAUCUGGACAGUAACUGUGAGCCCAGAGCAAAAGGACCGUACCCCUCUGGUGAUGGUGCAUGGCUUUGGGGGCGGCGUGGGCCUCUGGAUCCUCAACAUGGAUUCCCUGAGUGCCCGCCGCACCCUGCACACCUUUGAUCUGCUCGGCUUCGGUCGAAGCUCAAGGCCAGCAUUUCCAAGGGACCCAGAGGGGGCUGAAGAUGAGUUUGUGACCUCGAUAGAAACAUGGCGGGAGACGAUGGGAAUCCCCAGCAUGAUCCUUCUGGGGCACAGCUUAGGAGGAUUUCUGGCUACUUCUUACUCUAUCAAGUACCCCGAAAGAGUUAAACAUCUUAUAUUGGUGGACCCCUGGGGGUUUCCCUUGAGACCAACUGACCCCAGUGAGAUCCGUGCACCUCCAACCUGGGUCAAGGCUGUGGCAUCUGUCCUGGGGCGUUCGAAUCCAUUGGCUGUCCUUCGAGUUGCUGGGCCCUGGGGGCCUGGCCUGGUACAGCGAUUUCGGCCUGACUUCAAGCGCAAGUUUGCAGACUUCUUUGAAGAUGACACCAUAUCAGAAUACAUCUACCACUGCAAUGCACAGAACCCCAGUGGUGAAACAGCUUUCAAAGCCAUGAUGGAGUCAUUCGGCUGGGCUCGGCGUCCCAUGUUGGAGAGAAUUCACUUAAUUCGAAAAGAUGUGCCCAUCACCAUGAUCUAUGGGGCAAACACCUGGAUAGACACCAGUACAGGGAAAAAGGUGAAGAUGCAGCGGCCAGAUUCCUAUGUCCGAGACAUGGAAAUUGAGGGUGCCUCUCACCAUGUCUAUGCUGACCAGCCGCACAUCUUCAAUGCUGUGGUGGAGGAGAUCUGCGACUCGGUUGACUGAGCUGCUCUCACUAGAGGAAGAGGAGGAGAAGCCUCCCUGUCUCUUAGUCACCCCUCUGUCCUUUCCUCACCAACUAACAUGUGCCAGCCAGGCAGAGUCUUGGGGUGUCCCCAGGAGAGGACCACACUGAAUAAGAGCACUCCUGAUCCUGUGCUGAGGGCAAGAGGCAGAAGCCACAGGAAGCUUAGAACUUCCAACCUAGGGAAGGUUGAAAAGAAUUGCCCAAGGCCACCCCAUUUUGCCCACAUUAUGAAGAGAUUGCAUCGAGUCCUGUUGCUCCGUGUGUGGCCUUCCUUCCUCUGGGCAGAGGAGGGCUCCUGCCAGCCUUUCCUAACACUAGAGUUGCUGGGAGUGGUUCUAUGCAAGAACAUCUUUCUGUAUCACUCCCUCAACUCCUUCCAGGAUUUGAUUGAGAUCUGGUCUCACUUGCCUACCAAAAGCAGGCCCUAGAUCUCCAUUCAUCUGCAGAGUUCCCCUCCAUGGGCAGAAAAAGGAAACAGCUUAGACAUGACAUACAGAUCAGUGAUAUGAAUUCUGGAAGAGCUAAGGCUGGAACCCAGGACUACAUGUGGUUGGUUGCCAACUUGAUUUGCUAAGGCUUGAGACAGACACUAUUGCCACAGGCUGAUCUUCCUCACUGUCUAAAUUUAAGCCUGUCUUUGCCCCCGUAUCCUAGCCUUGUUAUACAGGCACACUCUUCUCAUGCUCUGUCUUGCUCUUAGCAGGCUAAGCUGAGGACGCUCAAGUAAUCUUUCCUAGCCCUGUCUUCCUCCCAAUGGGAGGACUCUGGGCCUCCCUUUGUGCCUUGGGCCCUGAAGCCCCAUGUAGUAUAGAGAUGAGGUGGUUCCUAGUGGAGAAAAGGGAAAAAGACCCCCCCUGGGGCCAUGUCUGGAUUUGCCAUGCCCACUAAUCGACAGCACUUUUCUACCUGCUCCCAGAGCUGAGGCCCGCUGCGAGCCCCUGCCCAUGGUCCAGUGCGCAGCCUCAAGCUCACAGUCCCUGUCCUUAGCAGCCACAAGAUGGUUCUCACUGCCUGAUCCUUCCCCCCCGCCUUCCGUCCCCCUGGUCUCCAGCUCACCCCAUUCCCAGACUGCCUGUCAGCCCUUGCCAAGGGUCUCAUUCCGGCUGCUGUUCUGAACUUCCGGGUAGUAGGCUGGGCCUGGCCCCAGAAGCAGGCAGCUCUUCCCUGCUCCUUCACUUUUGUAAAGCCAACCCUUUCACCAGAAUAGUAUUAACUCCUGGUGCUUUGUACUACUGGUCCAGCUGCCUCGGGCUCCUUUUCUAUAUUAAUAAAGAAAUGAGUAAAAAUUGC
Messenger RNA from Perognathus longimembris pacificus (Pacific pocket mouse), 2443 nucleotides. It is a transcript of the gene Abhd4, whose product is annotated as abhydrolase domain containing 4, N-acyl phospholipase B. Gene Ontology annotation, cellular component: lipid droplet. Gene Ontology annotation, molecular function: phosphatidylcholine lysophospholipase A1 activity. The record is from RefSeq and is a predicted model, not a curated record. NCBI's taxonomy places the organism in Eukaryota, Metazoa, Chordata, Mammalia, Rodentia, Heteromyidae. Bases 175 to 1131 code for a protein of 318 amino acids. The transcript has 7 exons.